This is a messenger RNA of Ornithodoros turicata, 1637 nucleotides long. RefSeq lists its product as uncharacterized. The transcript is spliced from 12 exons. The record is from RefSeq and is a predicted model, not a curated record. The coding region runs from base 93 to 1598 and encodes 501 amino acids. NCBI's taxonomy places the organism in Eukaryota, Metazoa, Arthropoda, Arachnida, Ixodida, Argasidae.
AAGUGCACGAGACAGUCCGCGCUCCGUGCUGUGAACGUCGAGCAUUGCGCCAUAAGCUCGAGCUUAAUAUCGUCUAAUUAGAUUAAUCUCUUAUGACAGACGGAACCGAACUGGGAGCAGGGCGCGCGCCAAGGGAAUAUGGCCACCCUGCGCUAGCCGUGUCCCGCCAGUCCAAAUCAGAUGUCAGCUAUGCGGACGUGGAAGACAUAGAUCGCAUGGCCGGCGUCGGCCCCACGGAACCGAAUGCGGGGUUGAAUCGGAAGCCAUCGCAGCAGUCUUCGUCACCGUCCUUCCCGAGCGCCUCCUCCUUUCCGGGUUUCCAGUCCGACGUCCCGACACCAGAUUUCGCGCACGAGGUCAACGACUUCAAAGAUGAGCGGGAGGAUAGCCGCCACACCCAAGCUGCAGUUGUUCCCAGCGAGGCCAUCUACGCGGCAGGCUUCUGCGUGAUCCUCAUUGUCUUUUCUGGACUGGCUGCUUCUACGAGGCACCUCUUUAAGCAGAAACCGAUCGUGGUGGCGCCGCACAAGAGAGGUUUGACCCCAGAAGAGAAAGCGAGGCUAUCGAUGGAGGCUCCUCCUCUCUUUUUGUGCGGUGUCUCCAGCUUACAGGGAACAUCCGACUUGGAAGGUCUCUGUUCGCAUGUGGUCUACACUGGGGACUUGGACAUUAUUACCGAAGGAACAGAUUUUACACUCUUACCCUCAGACGCACGUGACUUCGAGCGGUUCCUGUCCCUCCAGUCUGCGAAAACUAGCCUGAUGGUGUCCAUACCCCUGGGACCCCUACGCAGGGUCGUGGACACCUACUCUCGUUGGCUGCGCUUCGGCAGCGACAUCGCCCGUGUCUUGGGAAACACAAGCGGGAUCCAGGGCCUGGAGAUCCGCCUUCGGCCGUCGCUCGCCUUCAGCGUCGAGGAGCUGCGCAUGCUCCACGUCGCCUGCAUGGAAAUGAAAAGCAGCAACCCGGAGCUGCUCUUCGUGCUCCGCCUUCGGUAUUCGUAUAUCCUGCGGAACAACACUCUGAUGGAAAAUAUUCUUAACUGUCCCGAUAUUAUCGUGUUCCGAACGGAGCACCACGAACUCAAUAGCAAAGUACUGAGAGCGCCUAACCCUUACAGAAGAUAUCUCGGUGCUGACAUGGCGGAACUCUUCUUGUUUCAGGAGGUCGAAAAACUAAAGGCGCUUUCUCGAGCCAACGUAGAGCAAGAGUGGUGUUUUACUCUUUCCCUUGGAGGUCUCCUCUACAAGUACUACAUGGGUCUCAACUUCGGGGAUGAUGCUAUUACAGGUCCCAGUCCUAUCUCGCUGUCCAAGAUAUGCGAACGGUUUUCCGUGAAGCGCUAUGACGAUUCACGCACGAAGUCAUUGUAUUCUGUGGAGCAUGGCAGCAAGUCCUGGGUUGGCUUCGACGACGCCAGUAGUAUCGGACGGAAAGUUCGUGCGAUCCAAGAGAGCAAGGUACCGCUGUGCGUUGCUGCUUACCACGUGGAGCUGGAUGACCACACCCAGAAGUGCGGAGAAGGACCAAGUCCUGUCCUCCACAGGCUGAAGGAAUUAGUGAGAAACUUCAGUAGACAAGCGCGGCAUAAAGAUUAGGUGCCUACAAAUAAAACGCAAUCAAUAUUUGGCCAUGUA